AUGCGAGAAGAGAAAGCAGAGGAAUCAAGAAAUGGUGAAGCAACAGCACACACUAGCGACUGUUCCCAAGGUCAAAUCCCACCACAAGGAAAAGUACUCAAAAAAGUUCAAGUUGUGGGUUGGACAUUCACCACCACUCACCCGUUUACACAACCAUCGCCAUCUUUUAUUCACAGGUGUCGGCAAAACUGUAACGGUUUAUCAUGUGCUUGGACAUAUUUUAUGAGUAAGAAAGAAGCAAGUUUGGCUUCUGAAUGUGCACGUGUAUGCAGCAAGCUUAAAACAAUGAAGUUUUGGGAUAAAUAA
Messenger RNA from Lactuca virosa, 306 nucleotides. The record is from the annotation of a GenBank genome assembly. Lineage: Eukaryota; Viridiplantae; Streptophyta; Magnoliopsida; Asterales; Asteraceae.